AAACAAGCCUCACGGCUCAUCUUCGUAUUAGUUAGCACUGUGUUAGUUCAAAAGGACAUGACAACACGCAAAUAAAUGGAACUGGCUGUGCGGAAGAUUUAAAUAUAACGGUGGUUAGACCCUCCCAAAAAAUGUUUGUUGCAACCGUCCUUGGCUAUAAAAAUGUAGAAAACUUAAUUACGUUUCUCGUCGUGAACGUCCUAAUAGUUAUAGCUCUCCAAGAGGAACUAAACGAGGACAGCCUUGAAGUUAUUCCUCAAGUUUUCGAAGGUAGACAAGACAAGCCCGAAGAAAAACUCCUCGUAAUUGAAGGCGGCCACUCCUUCAGACUGAGGAAGGCUUCUGUGCUCGCUGAUAAUCUUUUACUUCGUGAUAAUACUGAAGAAGGUGUUCAUGAAAGAUACGUUGACGGAACCGACUAUGAAGCGCAUUUAUACGAGGAUGAAAGCAACAAAGCCUCGUUGAUCAUGGAACCUCAAGCAAGAGGCCAUUAUCAUAUAACUGGUCGUCUGAAUGAUACUCACCGUAUCGAGCCAGUGACAACUAUACAGAGAUCCGACAGAACUGCGCACAGGAUAUCCAAGAUUGUAAGUGACAGUGGGACAUGCGAUGCUGUAGGAGUAGGUGGGAGCUGGUUUUACGAAGAGAAGCUGUCUGUGAUUGAAGCCAGACAUCUGCCAUCGAACUUCACUAUUGAGGUCUACCUCAUGACCGAUUUUAUGCACACAAAAUACUUCGGUAAUCGUCAGAAGCGUAGAGUUAUGUACGCCGCAGCGUUAAUGCAUUCGGUGAGCCUUCGCAUGCGGCAGCUUGAGCCCCCUGGUAGCAUAAUUGUAACGGCCAUCGAAGCAUCUUUCACUCAAAAUGAGCCAUACGUGAGCUUGUGGAAGAAGGAUCUUCUUGGCUUAGAAACAUUGAAGAAGCUACAAGAAUACAUGGUGACCAAGCCACUGAUGGCCAACGCAGACUUGGUGUAUCUUUUAUCAGGGCGAGAUAUGAUUAAGUUAGUCAAUGGCACCAGGAGUUCCGCAGUUGCAGGCAUGGCCUUCACGGGCAAGGCCUGCAGGACCCACAAGGUUGGAGCAGGAGAGGACAAGCCCGGAAUGUUUACGGGAGUGCAGUACACUGCGCACGAGAUGGCACAUCUGCUUGGCUCUGAUCAUGAUGGUUAUACCACCUCCAAGAACUGCAAGGCAUCGGACGGCUACCUGAUGAGCCCCCAGGCAGGAGGGCCGCGCUCCUUCAUGUUCUCAAAGUGCAGCAAGAGCGCCAUAAAAACAUUUCUGAAAUUACCAAGUUCUGCGUGUCUCUUGACAAACACGAAUCAGAAUCCACAAGUAACCAUACUGCCUGACCAAGCACUGAAACUGCCUGGAGACAUCAUGAAUGGGACGCAGUACUGCAAGAAGUAUUUACCUGCGUACCCGAAUGCCUCCUAUGCUGAGCGGGAUUCUGACCUGCUUCAAUGCAAGUUCCGGUGCCGGUUGAAGUCAGAAGGAGGAUUGUCAUAUUACACGGUCCAAGAAGCACUCGAUGGGACCCCUUGCAACAAAUCUAAUUCAAAAAUGAAAUGCAAGGAAAGCGUUUGUAUGGAAAGUUGAUGGUGGCCAGACAUAAAAAAAAUAUCCAGUGCCAGAAACUAUUCCAGUUGCAGUUUAUGGUUAAAAGAAACUGCACUCAAGUGAUACAGUACAAAUAAAGAGACGUUCUCGUUUC
Molecule: messenger RNA, 1716 nt
Organism: Dermacentor silvarum
Lineage: Eukaryota; Metazoa; Arthropoda; Arachnida; Ixodida; Ixodidae
Product: venom metalloproteinase antarease-like TtrivMP_A
Exons: 14
Coding region: 132-1601 (489 amino acids)
Biological process (GO): membrane protein ectodomain proteolysis
Molecular function (GO): metalloendopeptidase activity
Source: RefSeq, a predicted model, not a curated record